Messenger RNA from Impatiens glandulifera, 2306 nucleotides. Its product is annotated as NAD-dependent malic enzyme 62 kDa isoform, mitochondrial-like. Gene Ontology annotation, cellular component: mitochondrion. Gene Ontology annotation, molecular function: NAD binding; malate dehydrogenase (decarboxylating) (NAD+) activity. Gene Ontology annotation, biological process: pyruvate metabolic process; malate metabolic process. The record is from RefSeq and is a predicted model, not a curated record. NCBI's taxonomy places the organism in Eukaryota, Viridiplantae, Streptophyta, Magnoliopsida, Ericales, Balsaminaceae.
CGCCGGUAUUACAAUUUUCUAUUCGCUUAGCAAUUGAAAGUUGAUUUUCGCAUAAACAGUAUAGUAGUAAUCUGGGUCACCUCCGAGAUUAAGCUAUCUGUUGAUUUUCUGCUUAAGCCUUAAGCUAGUAGACAUCAGGGUUUAAGAUUCGUUUUAUGUUACAAGAAUGUCGAACUUCUCCCGCCAGAUGAAGCUAUCGUCGUCGCUACUCAGGCGAUUGCACUACAUAGCUAAUGCCAACUCGGCUAGAGCUUUCACGACAACAGAAGGCCAUCGCCCUACCUUAGUCCACAAGCGCAGCAUCGAUAUCCUUCACGAUCCAUGGUUCAACAAGGGAACUGCAUUCUCCAUGACAGAACGAGAUCGUCUUGAUCUUCGAGGGCUUCUGCCUCCAAACGUUAUGUCUACUGAACAGCAAAUAGCUCGAUUCAUGGCAGAUUUGAAGAGGCUUGCGGUGCAGACUAAAGAUGGACCAUCAGAUCCAAAUGCUUUAGCGAAGUGGCGCAUACUUAAUAGAUUGCAUGAUAGAAAUGAGACCAUGUACUACAAGGUACUUAUUGCCCAUAUUGAGGAGUAUGCUCCAAUAGUUUAUACUCCCACGGUUGGUCUUGUUUGCCAGAACUAUAGUGGGCUAUUUAGAAGACCCAGGGGAAUGUACUUUAGUGCUGCGGAUCGUGGCGAAAUGAUGUCGAUGGUCUAUAACUGGCCAGCUGAUCAGGUUGAUAUGAUUGUUGUAACUGAUGGAAGUCGAAUCUUGGGUCUUGGUGAUCUUGGAGUCCAUGGUAUUGGAAUUGCAAUUGGAAAGCUGGAUUUAUAUGUUGCUGCUGCUGGGAUUAAUCCCCAGAGAGUGCUUCCUGUCAUGAUUGAUGUUGGGACCAACAAUCAGAAGCUUCUUAAAGACCCACUAUAUCUGGGCUUGCAAGAACCUCGCCUUGAUGGUGAGGACUAUCUUGCUGUUGUUGAUGAAUUUAUGGAGGCUGUCUUUACUCGCUGGCCUCAUGUGAUUGUACAGUUUGAAGAUUUUCAAAGCAAGUGGGCAUUCAAGUUGUUGCAACGUUAUAGAAACAACUACAGAAUGUUUAAUGAUGAUGUCCAGGGAACAGCUGGAGUUGCAAUUGCUGGUCUUCUUGGAGCUGUCCGAGCACAAGGAAGGCCCAUGAUUGACUUUCCAAAGAUGAAAAUUGUUGUUGCUGGUGCCGGGAGUGCAGGAAUAGGUGUCCUGAAUGCUGAGGAAACAAUGGCAAGGAUGCUAGGAGACAGUGAAACUGCUUUUGAAAGUGCACGCAGUCAAUUCUGGGUAGUUGAUGCUAAGGGACUAAUCACAGAGGAGCGUGAAAAUAUUGAUCCAGAUGCGCUGCCAUUUGCUAGGAAGGUCAAAGAAACAGAUCGUCAAGGACUAAAGGAAGGGGCGAGUCUUGAGGAAGUGGUUAGGCAGGUACAUCCCGACGUACUUCUUGGGUUGUCUGCAGUCGGUGGCCUGUUUUCCAAAGAGGUAUUAGAAGCUCUGAAGGACUCAUCUUCCACCAGACCAGCAAUUUUUGCAAUGUCAAAUCCGACAAAAAAUGCUGAAUGCACCCCUGAAGAAGCUUUCUCUGUAUUGGGUGAGAAUGUCAUAUAUGCUAGUGGAAGCCCAUUUAGAGAUGUGGAUUUUGGUAAUGGGCAUGUUGGCCAUAGCAAUCAGGGAAACAAUAUGUACCUUUUUCCUGGAAUCGGACUGGGCACUCUUCUCUCUGGUUCGAGUAAGGUCUCCGAUGGAAUGUUGCAAGCAGCAGCUGAAUGCCUUGCUGCUUACAUGACGGAAGAAGAAGUUCUUAAGGGAAUCAUAUAUCCUCCAAUUUCCAAAAUACGGGAUAUCACGAAAGAAGUAGCUGCAGCUGUAAUCAAGGAAGCCAUAAUAGAGGAUCUGGCCGAAGGAUACCGAGACAUAGAUGCUCGGGAGCUUAAGAAACUUAGUCAGGAGGAGAUUGCGACAUAUGUGGAGAACAACAUGUGGAAUCCUGAAUAUGCCACCCUAGUUUACAAGGAAAACUAAUCUUAAAACAACAUGGUUCCUAUUCCUUAUGAUUUUUAACCCAGACCAGGAAAUAAACCACAUUUUUGUUUCCUUUGGGAAUAUUGUUGCAGUCAUUGCACACCUGACUCAUAAUAUCUCUUUCUACUGUCACGUCUAUGUCACACUUUUAUUAUUUAUUCUUGUCCUUUUGGCCCUUGGUGAACACGCUUAACUACUUAAUGACCGGUGCAUGAUCGCACCAAUUGUAUCAUUAACUUUUACCGAUCAAUAUAUUAAAUGUUGUACUUGAUAA